CUGCAAUUGAUUAAUUUUGUGGAACAAACCUUAUCAAACCAUCAAUCUACCAGUACAAGGAUGGUUAACUAGGCAUAGAGCAGUAACCGAAAAAAGGAGGGUGGAGGAGCAGAGGUCAGGCGAUGGCGUCGAUUGCUGUGUCUGCUGAAGCGGAUCGGAAUGUCAUGAGCAUGAGCGUUGUUACUGAAAGUGAGCAUGUUUUGGUAAGCAAAAAGGAGGGUGAAGGGGAUAAUUAUGAAAUUCUCUUGAAUCAUGGUGAUGGGCCAAGUGCGCGUAACAAUUAUCUAAAAAAGAGGAAGAGAGGAAAGAAGAGAGAGAAAAGGCAAGUCAUAGAUGAAAAAUUACAGCACUCCCUUGAUCGGAUCUUGGAAUAUAUUGAUCAAUUGUCACAUGGAUUGGAGUCAAUUAACUCUUUUAGCAUGACUAGAUGUCUUACUCUGUUAAAAGACGUACCAGGUUUAGAGGAAGGCAGUUCUGCAUACAAAUUGGCCCCACGAAUUUUUAUCCCAAAACAGAAUAGAGAGGCAUUUAUCUAUUACAUGGAAAAUGAACCUCACAAAGCUAAUAAAUUUCUAAGCAUGUUUACUUUUGAGCAUGUAAAAAACUACAGAUGAACUUUUACUUGGUUUUGUAUUUAAUUUUGAACUAUU
Messenger RNA from Gastrolobium bilobum, 650 nucleotides. RefSeq lists its product as uncharacterized. The record is from RefSeq and is a predicted model, not a curated record. NCBI's taxonomy places the organism in Eukaryota, Viridiplantae, Streptophyta, Magnoliopsida, Fabales, Fabaceae. The coding region runs from base 123 to 614 and encodes 163 amino acids. The transcript has 4 exons.